This is a messenger RNA of Peronospora matthiolae, 1398 nucleotides long. NCBI's taxonomy places the organism in Eukaryota, Oomycota, Peronosporomycetes, Peronosporales, Peronosporaceae. The record is from the annotation of a GenBank genome assembly.
AUGUCAAACACAGUCAAGACUCAAGUGGAAGUCAAGGACAUCACACGCAUUGAGCGGAUCGGGGCUCACUCGCACAUUCGUGGCCUGGGACUUGAUGACAGUCUAGAGCCACGGACGUCCUCCCAGGGAAUGGUGGGGCAGACGGAAGCCCGUCGAGCUGCUGGGAUUGUAGCCAAGAUGAUUGAGGAGGGCAACAUUGCUGGUCGGGCUAUACUCUUAGCCGGUCAACCUGGUACAGGCAAAACGGCUAUUGCAAUGGCUAUGGCUCAGGCUUUGGGUGAAGACACGCCGUUCACGACGAUUGCUGGUAGUGAGGUGUUUUCCUUGGAGAUGAGCAAGACAGAAGCUUUGACUCAAGCAUUUCGUCGCUCCAUUGGGGUGCGAAUUAUGGAAGAGACGGAGAUGAUUGAAGGAGAAGUCGUGGAGAUUCAGGUGGAUACGCCGACAGGAGGUGUUGGGGAUAAAGUGGGCAGGUUGACACUGCGGACGACGGAAAUGGAGACUGUGUACGACCUUGGGGCCAAGAUGAUUGACUCGCUCACGAAGGAGAAGGUGGAAGCAGGCGAUAUUGUUACGAUCAACAAGGAAUUGGGCAAGAUCAGUAAGCUCGGACGAUCGUUCACGCGCUCUCGUGAUUAUGAUGCCAUGGGCGCCCAGACACGCUUUGUACAGUGUCCUGAAGGCGAACUGCAGAAACGGAAAGAAGUGGUGCACGUGGUUUCGCUUCACGAGAUCGACGUGAUCAACUCGCGCUCGCAAGGGUUCCUCGCGUUGUUUGCAGGCGAUACGGGUGAAAUCAAGGACGAAGUGCGGGAACAGAUUGACACAAAGGUGGCAGAGUGGCGUGAAGAAGGCAAAGCUACUAUUGUGCCGGGCGUGCUGUUUAUUGACGAGGUGCAUAUGCUGGAUAUCGAGUGCUUCUCGUGGCUCAACCGCGCUCUCGAGAGUCCCAUGGCUCCUGUCCUGAUUAUUGCUACGAACCGGGGUAUCACACGCAUUCGCGGUACCAAUUACAAGAGUCCGCACGGCAUUCCGAUUGACUUGCUCGAUCGACUCAUGAUCAUUCCCACGAAGCCCUAUAGCGAGUCUGAAAUGCACAAGAUCCUCACGAUUCGCUGCGAAGAGGAAGAUGUCGAAAUGUCGGAAGAGGCCAAGGACCUGCUCACGCGCAUCGCCGUGGAAACGUCAUUGCGAUAUGCCAUUCACAUGAUCAUCACUGCGUCGCUCGUAUGCUCCAAGCGCAAAGGCACCGAGGUGGAGGUGUCGGAUAUCAAGCGCGUCUACUCGCUUUUUGCAGACGUCAAGCGCUCGACGCAGUUCCUGAUGGAGUACCAGCGCGAGUUCAUGUUCCACGAGAUGGACGACGACGACGAGGAAGUUGAAAGCAUGGAGCAGUAG